Acanthosepion pharaonis is the source of this 3024-nucleotide messenger RNA. The record is from the annotation of a GenBank genome assembly. NCBI's taxonomy places the organism in Eukaryota, Metazoa, Mollusca, Cephalopoda, Sepiida, Sepiidae.
AUGGAUGUUGCAAGUGAUACAACGAGCGCGGUUGCCGCAUCUUCAGGAGAUGGAGGCGAGACGAAGAGUGACGGAAGCCCCAAGCCGGUAACUACCGAGUCAUUGAAGAGUAGCGGUUCAUCUCAGCUUGAAAAUGGAAAUGAUGCUUCUGAUGAACAGAAUGCAUCUGCAAACUCACUAAGUCCUGAAAAGAUGGAUGUUACCUCUGAAAAGUCUCUUUCUCCACCAGUGCUCACAAAGGAAACUGAUAACAGUGAGCAGAAUGGCGGCAAGAAAGAAAAUCAGGAAAUGGAAAAUAAGGAUAGCAAAGAUACCGAUAUGGAAGUAGAUCCACAGGACGCUGAGCAAAAUGCACAAGAUAAAAUGAACUCUGACAAAAUGUGCCAGCCUCCUUCUCUUGAUAACUUUGACAAGGCCAAGGACUCGAGUCCUUAUAGUAAUGCACCAACCUUAGAUAAGACUGAUGAUAAUGACGACGAUGCAUCGGUUAGCUCUAAGAUUGAUAGCAAAGAGGAAAUGCAAAGUAAUCAUGAAGAAGAAGCAAAAGAACGUGAAAAGGAAGAAAAUGACAAAGAAUUUAAGUCUGAGACUGACCAGAAUAAAGAUGGUGAAAAGAAAGAGGAAGAAUCUGAUAGCAAAGAUAAGACAAAAGUUGAAAUGAAGGACAAUGAAAAUGAUGCCAACAGCAAGAAGAAAGAUGAAGCCAAAGGUGAGGAUGUGAAGGAAGAUGAGAACAAAGAAAGCAAAGAAAAGUCUAGUAAGACAAAAACAUCUAAAGAUGAGACAAAGGACAAAACGGAAAAGUCAGAGAAAGAUGCCAAAGAUUCUAGUGAUAAGUCUAAGGCUCCUGAGAAACCAGAUAUUGGUAGAAUCUCACCACGUAGAACUAGAAGCCAAAAUAGAACAAAACCGGUUACUACGUACCUUGAAGAGGAUUUUGAUGACGAGGAUGAUCUGGAUCUUCAGAUCACUGCUGUUUCUGGAGGUGUAGAUGCACAGUUGACUAGUAAAUCUGUUUCCCGAUCAGGUAAAUCAGAUACAAAGAUUCAAGGAUCAAAGUCCUCUAAGUCAAUCCAAAAAUGUAUUGUGUGUCACAAGGUUGGUAAAUGCAAGUACAACAUUGUUCGGAAUGGAGACAUAAAGCACUUAUGUGAUGAUGAGUGUUUCCGUCAAUUUCGAGUUAAUCCUACUGUGUAUCUUCGUACAACGUCCCCAAGUUCAGCACCAACACCUGUACCAACCUCAACAGUGACAUCCCACUUGGAACCACCACCAGCACCAGCCCACUACAAGACAUGUAGUGUUUGCCAGCUGAUGAAUAUCAACACCAACAAACACUUCCUUAACUGGCAAGGCUUAGAUUUUUGUGGCGAGGAGUGCCUGGGAAAGUUCCAAAGCAGUCUUGGAGGCACCUGUUCAUUUUGCGGAUCACAGGUUCCUCCAUCAGCCAAAGCUAAAUAUUGUCUGAAGCUAGGCACCGAGAUCAAACAGUUCUGCGGAACACAAUGUCAUGCCCAGUUUAAGAAACGCCUCAAAGUGUGUUCCUACUGCCAGAAAGAUCUGACAAAUGUGUCUGAUUCUUUCAUGGCACCUGUUGGCUGGGAACAGGGUGUCUUCAAAGACUUUUGCAGCCAGUUUUGUAUCAUAACCUCUUUCUCUUUUCUCUCCCACUCCACUUCGUGUUUCCACUCUUUUCAGUCCCGGCCUAGACCCUGCUUCUCUCUUUUUUUUGGUUCACCCCCUGUUUACUUUUUUUUUUUUUUUUUUUUUUUGUCCACCCCCUUCUUCCCUCUUUGUUUGGUUCAACACCCAUCUCAUCCUCUUUUUUUUUCGGUCUGCCUCAGCCGUCUCUCCCCCCUCCUCUUUUUUUUUGGUCCGUCUACCCCACACCUCCUCUCUUUUUUUUGGUCCGUCUCCCCACACCUCCUCUCUUUUUUCCGGUCUGUCUCCGCCGUCUCCCCCACACUCCUCUCUUUUUUUUCGGUCCGCCUCUGCCGUCCCCCCCACCCUCUCUGUUUCCGGUCCGUCUCAACCCCCACACCUCCUCUUUGUUUCCUCUCCCCCACCCUCCUUUCUUUCCGUCUCCCCCACACCUCCUUUCUUUCCGUCUCCCCCCCACACCUCCUUUCUUUUUUCCGUUCCGUCUCCCCCCACCUCCUUUCUUUUUCCAUUCCGUCUCCCCCACCUCCUCUCUUUUUCCGUUCCGUCUCCCCACACCUCCUCUCUUUUUCCGUUCCGCCUCCCCCCUCCCACUUCCUCUCUUUUCCGUUCCGCCUCCCCGUCUCCACUUCCUCUCUUUUUCCGUUCGUCUCCACUUCCUCUCUUUUUCCGUUCCGCCUCCACCGUCUCCCCGCUUCUCUUUUUUUUCCGUUCUCCACCGUCUCCACUUCCUCUCUUUUUCCGUUCCGCCUCCACCGUCUCCACUUCCUCUCUUUUUCCGUUCCGCCUCCACCGUCUCCACUUCCUCUCUUUUUCCGUUCCGCCUCCACCGUCUCCACUUCCUCUCUUUUUCCGUUCCGCCUCCACCGUCUCCACUUCCUCUCUUUUCCGUUCGCCUCCCCGUCUCCACUUCCUCUCUUUUUCCGUUCCGCCUCCAUCUCCACUUCCUCUCUUUCCGUUCCGCCUCCACCGUCUCCACUUCCUCUCUCUUUUCCGUUCCGCCUCCACUUCCUUCUUUUUCUCCCACUUCCUCUCUUUUUUCCGUUCCGCCUCCACCGUCUCCACUUCCUCUCUUUUUCCGUUCCGCCUCCACCGUCUCCACUUCCUCUCUUUUUCCGUUCCGCCUCCACCGUCUCCACUUCCUCUCUUUUUCCGUUCCGCCUCCACCGUCUCCACUUCCUCUUUUUAUUUUUAUUUUUAGUCCACCUCCACCAUCUCCCCCUCCUCUUUUUUUUUGUUCCUCUCCCGCCACCGUCUCCCCCCUCCUCUUUUUUUCUUUUUUUGUUCCUCUCCCGCCACCAUCUCCCCCUCUUUCUUUUUUUGGUCCUCCCACCAUCUCCUCUCUAUUCUGUCUCCCCCUUCUAA